AUGGAAUCUGUUUUGUCCAGCCUCAGGAACACUGAGAAACACCUGAGUAGAGACCCUGAGAGGGCUAAGGUGUACGAAGCUGAAAUACAGAAGCUCCUUGAUUCAGGGUAUGUUGUCAGGGUACCAUCAGAAGGCCAGCUGGUAGACGAGGAGUCGUGGUUCAUACCACACCACCUCGUGCAGCAUAAUGGCAAAUACAGGUUGGUCUUCAAUUGUUCCUUUGCCUACCAAGGUAUGUCUCUUAACCAGCAGUUGCUUCCAGGUCCUACCCUCGGUGCCUCACUGCUAGGAGUACUUCUGCGGUUCCGGCAGUACGCAGUCGCCAUCAGUGGGGAUAUACGUGGUAUGUUCCACCAAGUGAGACUCCUACCGGAGGAUAGACCCCUUCUGAGGUUCAUUUGGAGGAACAUGCGCAGAAAGGACCCGCCAGACAUCUAUGAAUGGCAAGUCUUGCCUUUCGGGACGACCUGCAGCCCCUGCUGCGCCACCUUCGCGCUGCAGAUGCACGUUCGCUGCCAGCAGUUCGGCAAUGAGGAAGUAUUGCAGUCCAUAGAGCGGAGCUUCUACGUGGACAACUGCCUACAGAGCCUUCCCACUGAUGAGGAAGCCAAGCGACUAAUUGACAAGAUGAGGCCUCUCUUAGCCUCCGGGGGCUUUGAAAUCAGACAGUGGGCCACUAAUAUCCCUUCUGUUGUCCAGCACCUCCCAUCUAAGGCUCGUUCAGAGAGCAUCGAAUUGUGGUUACGGCAAAAUCAUUCAGACCCAUUGGAGCCGGCUCUUGGCUUAAUGUGGCACUGCCUAGAAGACAGCCUGGGUUACAGGCAUCGUACACUAGCAGAGGAUCAUCCGACCAUGAGGUAUAUUUAUAAGGUCUUGGCAACGCAAUAUGACCCUCUAGGAUUCUCCAUUCCUUUCACCACCCGUGCCAAGGUUCUCGUUCAGAGACUCUGGAACAAACCGAGAGAUUGGGAUGAUCCGAAUCUUCCUGCAGACCUGCUGGAGAAGUGGACCGUAUGGCAGAAGGAGCUGCCUGAUCUCUAUAAGCUCACGCUUCCAAGGUGCUAUCUUCCUGCUGACUUUGAUGUGGAGAAAUCAAAAUUAAGCCUUCAUGUGUUUGGCGAUGCAUCCGAGGUUGCCUAUGGGUCGGUGGCUUAUCUCCGUGCAGAGCAACACAGUAAGAUCCACACUACCUUUGUCAUGGCUCGCUCUAGGGUAGCCCCCAAGCGUCAACUGUCGAUGCCACGUCUCGAGCUGUGUGCAGCAUUGACUAGCGCUCAGCUUGCACAGUUUCUCAAACAGGAGCUAACCAUUGCCAUAGAGACAGUGACAUUAUGGACUGACUCGACUACAGUACUGACCUGGAUCCAGUCUGAGUCCUGUAGAUACAAAGUGUUCGUCGGGACAAGAGUGGCAGAAAUACAAGAGUUGACUGAGCUCCACUCUUGGCGAUACGUUGACUCCUCAAAUAACCCGGCGGACGAUAUUACCAGAGGGAGAACGCUCAAGGAGCUGGCUAACUCUGACAUGUGGAGUCGAGGCCCAGGAUUCCUCCGUGAACCGCCAGAUCAUUGGCCAGUCAAGCCCCUUGCAGAGGCCCGAGAGGAUACCUCAGAAACAAGGAAAGCUGUUUUCUGUGGAUUAGUCACAGACGAUCGAAAUCCAGACAUGCCUGAUGCAUCUCAGUAUACUUCUUGGAGUGCCUUAGUCGACGCGACCUACCGGUCCCUCCAUGGGGCGGCCGCCCAAGAUACUAGUAAAGCAUCCUUAGAAUACAGGCGUGCAGAAGCUCUUAUCUUGAGUCAAUGUCAGGAGGAGUCUUUCCCAGAGGAAUUCAAGGCUUUAAAAUCAGGGAACCAGGUGCCCACAGCCAGCCGUCUGAACACGCUUGCACCCGAGUUCGACCCUGAGUUCUGCCUAAUUCGUGUGGGAGGUAGGCUACGGCGAUUGGAUGGCUUCAGCAAAACCGAGAUACACCCAGUGGUUCUAGAUCCCCAUCAUCAGGUGACAAAACUCAUCGUUAAGCACUUUGAUAAGCGUCUACUCCAUCCAGGACCUGAUAGGGUCUUCGCAGAGCUCCGUCGCCAUUUCUGGAUCCUAAGGGGCAGGCAAGCCAUCAAACGACACCAGAGAGAGUGCAUAGAUUGUCAGAAGUGGAGAGCUAAGCCGACUCUACCUAUUAUGUCUGACUUACCCUCAGCUCGCCUAAGAUUGUACCAACCCCCCUUCUUCUCUACUGGAGUCAACUGCUUCGGGCCAUUCAUGGUUAAGAUUGGCCGUAGGACGGAGAAGCGAUGGGGCGUCAUCUUCAAGUGCCUGACAACCAGAUGCAUUCACCUUGACCUGCUCAGCAGCAUCGACACUGAUGCAUUCUUACUGGCAUUAAGGCGCUUCAUAGCACGCAGAGGAACCCCAUCUGAGAUCAUAUCAGAUCAGGGUACUAACUUCCGGGGAGCCGAGACCGAACUGAGAGAAGCUUUCAAGGAGAUGGAGCCCAGACUGCAGGAGCAGCUGGCUAGCUAUCAGAUCACUUUUAGGAUGAAUCCUCCCGCCGCACCCCACUUCGGAGGCGCAUGGGAAAGGGAGAUCCGAUCUGUAAAGUCUGCACUGCGAGUAGUCAUCGGGAGUCAGUCUGUGCCUGAAGAUGUCCUGCAGACUGUACUGAUCGAAGUAGAGGGUAUCCUGAACAGCAAGCCCUUGGGAUACGUUUCAUCCGACGUGGCAGACUUGGAUCCAAUUACCCCAAAUAUGCUUCUCAUGGGGCGGCGAGACGCCUCGCUUCCCCAGGUGGUCUACACCCCUGAGCCCUUGUCCAAGCGUCGCUGGCGUCAUUCCCAGACUAUCAUCGAUCAUUUCUGGUCUUACUUUACACAACACUACCUACCGGGUCUCCAGACUCGCCAGAAAUGGCAGCGGGUAACUCAAGAUCUAACUGAGAACACGGUGGUCAUGAUAAUCGACCCGCAGCUUCCCAGAGCCCAAUGGCCAAUUGGUCGGGUUGUCAAACUGAUACCCAGUGCUGAUGGACACGUCAGGUCAGCUCAAGUACAGGUCAAUGAUCGCCUAUACCUACGACCUGUGGCCAAACUUGUCAGACUUCCGGCACUUCCGGACGGAGGUGAAGCGGACUCCAACGACUAGGGAAUUUAUCAUUAGACAUAUUAGCUAUGCUAAUCUGGGGGCGGCUGUUCUAAAUUCCCUAUGUGUGUUUAUAGUGGAAGGACUAUUAUUAUGAAUGUGUGCCGCUAGUUUAUGUGAGUUCCGCUAUUCCGGUUUCACUUUCAUUUUCAAUAGCCGAUUGCUGCGCCAUUUUCAUCAGGUGUUAAUGUGCGUGAUUGAAUAAAGACCACAUUUAACACUUUGUGGCCAUAACUUGUACAAUAUCCAGUCUAAUUAGAGUAAUGUUGUGCCAUCUGCUGUGAACCCUAAAACACUUCAGAUAAAGAGUGGAACAGUGCCCUGUCUCCUGUCACACUUCUUACCGGAGUCCCGUGGUGGAUUAGCAUCAACACCCCUACCGAUCUAUUAGUC
Messenger RNA from Carassius auratus (goldfish), 3528 nucleotides. RefSeq lists its product as uncharacterized. Lineage: Eukaryota; Metazoa; Chordata; Actinopteri; Cypriniformes; Cyprinidae. The transcript is spliced from 2 exons. Bases 1 to 3138 code for a protein of 1045 amino acids. The record is from RefSeq and is a predicted model, not a curated record. Gene Ontology annotation, molecular function: nucleic acid binding. Gene Ontology annotation, biological process: DNA integration.